CUCCUCCUCCUCCUCCUCUUCACCACCCUCCUCCUCCGCUCCAAUGCCGUACACUCCGCCGGCUGCGCUCUCGCAGACAGCGGCAUCGCCUGUCCUGCACCGUCCCCAGUCCCUCCAGCCGGCGCCCCAGGCCCAGCCGGAGAUGCUCCCGCCCGCGCUCCACCCGCAGAGUCCACCGUCGAGCGUGCUCUAUCUCCACGGCUUUCUCUCCAAGCGGCCGCCCGCGCCGAAGCUCAGCGAGAGCCGCGCCGAGUUCCUCACCGCAGACGGCCCCGAGAAGCCGCGGCAGGUCGAGCUGCCCUCGCAGCAGAACGGCGCGGGCGCGCUCUUCCCGUCCCACUCGAUGGUGGAUCUGCGCGAGUCGGAAUCAGCUUCGGUCUCGUCGGCCGUUAUUUCGGAGGCAGAGGUCGACUCUGACGACGAUCGCCCGCCGCGCAUGGUCCGCAAGAAGUCCGGCGAGCUCGUCAAGCCGUCGCUCAAAUCCAGGCGGCCGUCGUCCGUGCCCUCGACGCCGACGUUCCCGAAAAACGUCCACUUCGACACCCAUCUCGAACAUGUACGCCACUUCUUGCAGGCCGAGCGCCCCACCGCGGUCUCGAACCCAGGAUCGCCCGUGGACGAGACUGAGCUCUACUUUCCCCCCUGGCGGCCGGAGGACGAUUCGCCUGAGCCCGACCGCGUGCCCUCGCCGUUUUCCAUCUACGACUGGGAGAUCCUCCUGCCCAACUUCCCUUCCCGCUAUAUCCCGCCACUCGACUCCAUGGUCUUCACCGAGCGCGUCUUUCUCGCGCCCGACCAGCGCUCGCUCAUCGGCCACGUCGCCGUCCGCAACGUCGCGUUCUCGAAAUGGGUCGCCGUCAAGUUCACUGUCGAUUACUGGAAAACCGUGUCCGAGGUCGCCGCGGAUUUCAGCGAUCCUAUCGCGUCGGCGCUGCCGCAUCCGCCCGCGGGCUACGACCGGUUCACGUUCUCGAUCAAGCUCGGCGAUUUCUCAAAGCUCGAACAAAAGACUCUGUUUUUCUGCGUGCGGUACUCUGUCAAUGGCGCCGAGUACUGGGAUAACAACGGGGGCGCGAAUUUCCAGGUCAAGUUUCGGCGGAAGCACAAGCAGCAUCAGCCGGCACGGAUCUCGUUCGAGCGCCGGCUGUCGGAUUCCGAUAUCGACAUCCCGCUCUCGUUUCUGUCGUCGCCGUCGCCGGCGUUUUAUAAACCGCCCCCGCGGCCGGCGAUGCAGGAUUACUCGUUUGAGUCGUCAUACACGCUCCCUGUUGUCUCGCUAUCGUCCACCUCCGCAGGUCUGACGAGCAGCGACGGGGGCAGCAGUGCUAUUAACAGCAGCAGCAGCGGGGGCCCAAACACAAUGUCAAAGAUCAAGUCGACGUCGCGGUCGACUACGCCGCCGGAGAUCGUGCCACCGGCAGGCCGGCCGUUCACGUCGCGGUACGAUUUCCGGGCGUCGCUGAACGCGGUGCUGUCUGCGUCGUCAACCUCAUCCUCGUCAUCGACCACACAAAAUUCAUCAUCCAACCCAUCGUCAUCGUCGUCACAGGAGACUAUUGUGCCGACGCAGCGGCAGGCGCGAGCAACGUUUGCAUUCGGAGGAGGGCGGUUUAGAUCGGUGAACGCGUCGCUAGGCGCGGGAGAGAGUAAUAGCAACAGUUACAACAACAGCAAUAGCGAGACGCCGCCGCUGGAGGCGACGGGAUCGCCGACAAAGUACAUAUCAUCGUCAUCAUCAUCAUCAUCAUAUCCAUAUUCGUCUGGGAUCCUGGAGCCGACCGCGACGGCGGUGAAUAACGGCGGCAGUCGGGGGUUGACGUUUGGUCCGUCGUCGGAGGACUUGAAGCAUGUUAAUGAGCAGCUGGCUAGUUUACGGGUCGAUCGAGAGCGCAAUCGCAGGUCACAGCAGAGUCCGGCACAGAGCGAGCAGAGUGAGCAGAGCGAGCAGCAGCAGCAGAAGCAGCAGCAGUACUAUGAUCCGUCGCAGAUUGUGAAGGAGAAGCCGGCGAUCGACUCGACUUCGUACCAGGUGUUUUUGGAUAACUUUUGUUUUUUCCAAGGGCCACAGAAACCAGGAAAACAGUCGGCGUCGACAUCGCCGGUGGCUACUACACACUCGUCGUCAGUGACGUCGCCAGACAUGUCAGUAGCAGGAAUCCCCACCACAAGCACGAGUCUGUACGGACGCCUACCCGCCCCAAUUGACACAGCGAUCGAGGAAGGCGAUAUGAGGAGCAGCAGCAGCAGCAGCGCGGCGCGGUUCUACGUCGGACGAUCGCACUCGCCCUCACCGACGGAGAGCGAUUCGCCGUUCGAUUCGCCGGUGAAGAUGGUUGAGAAUGUGGAGGACGUUCGGACGACGACGACGACUGCGCAUAUCAAGUUCACGACGACGACGGCGGCAAGUAAUAAUGCAGCAGGGACUGCGACUGCUGCGUCGCGGAUCUAGGGAAGGGAAGAAGGGGGGUUUGCUAUACAAAAUUGUUUUCUUGUUUUUUGUGUUUGUUUGUUGAGUACAUCAUGUGUUGUAUAAAAGAAGGAAGUGUUUGGGCAGGAAAGGGCGCACAUGGUCGUUCAGGUUGUUUUACAUGAUAAU
This is a messenger RNA of Myxozyma melibiosi, 2596 nucleotides long. Its product is annotated as putative phosphatase regulatory subunit-domain-containing protein. Lineage: Eukaryota; Fungi; Ascomycota; Lipomycetes; Lipomycetales; Lipomycetaceae. Gene Ontology annotation, biological process: regulation of glycogen biosynthetic process. Bases 44 to 2449 code for a protein of 801 amino acids. The record is from RefSeq and is a predicted model, not a curated record. Gene Ontology annotation, cellular component: protein phosphatase type 1 complex. The transcript is spliced from 2 exons. Gene Ontology annotation, molecular function: protein phosphatase 1 binding; glycogen binding.